AUGAUGAUUAUAAACUUAUUGUCUUGGACACUCUCUAUUUAUACUCUUGCAUGUUGUCAUCACACGACUAUGUUUAAAGUAGGAUCAAUCAAUCAAUCAAUCAAUCUUGCAAAUUGUCACUCUACUGAUGACAACAACAUUCUAUCAGUGUUGGUUUAUUAUAAACAACACCAUUCAUUUAUUCCACACACCUUUUGGACGACUAUAAAUACAAUUGCAAUUCAUUAUUAUUUAAUAUCAUCAAAUCAACAACAACAACAACAAUCAACUAAAUAUUCAAGUUAUCUUUUAAACACACCAAAUACUUUAAUUAUUAAAAUGCUUUUCAAAACAUUAUCCAAUAUGUCAUCGAUCAACCAAUUCUCAUCAUCGAUUGGUCAAUCAAAUACAAUGAUCAACAACAAUAAUAAUAAUAGUUCACAUCAAUCAAUGAUGAAUAUCAAUCAAACAUCAGCAUUCUCACGUCCAUAUUGGUGCAAAUGGACUUGUGACGGUGAUGAAAAAGUAAAGGUCACGGAUACAACUCAAACAGAUAAUAAUAAAUUAUAG
This is a messenger RNA of Cavenderia fasciculata, 549 nucleotides long. RefSeq lists its product as uncharacterized. The coding region runs from base 1 to 549 and encodes 182 amino acids. NCBI's taxonomy places the organism in Eukaryota, Evosea, Eumycetozoa, Acytosteliales, Cavenderiaceae. The transcript has 4 exons. The record is from RefSeq and is a predicted model, not a curated record.